This is a messenger RNA of Verruconis gallopava, 2937 nucleotides long. RefSeq lists its product as uncharacterized. Lineage: Eukaryota; Fungi; Ascomycota; Dothideomycetes; Venturiales; Sympoventuriaceae. The transcript is spliced from 3 exons. Gene Ontology annotation, molecular function: protein binding. The coding region runs from base 334 to 2667 and encodes 777 amino acids. The record is from RefSeq and is a predicted model, not a curated record.
CAUGCCUUGCUGAUGCCGAUGCCGAUGCUGCUCGUGUGCUGAUUGCGUACAUCAUUUUCCUUCUCUCGUUCUCACGUCUUCUUUCGUGAAUCCACAGUACCUACCUUGCUUCAGUUAUUCCUCUACACAGCCGCCUAGUGUUUGAAGCCUAGAAUUGACGUGCAUUUCCUUAUCACGGCUGUCUCUGGCAUUUCGCCACGCCAAUCUGGCUGACCCGGACGUUGCUGAUUCUGCAAUUCCCUCAUAAUUUCUGCUUGCUUCGUUGACACCGACCAAGCCUGCGCCUGGCGAGUCGGCUUAUUUCGGACGCUCAAUGCUGCCAUAAUUCUUGCCAUGUCGCAUGCUACUGGACCAGACUUCCUCAAGCCUCGACGGAAAUCCGCAUUCCGAGAAGUAGGUCUCACCGAAGAGGACGAUGUUGCUGGAUACCCGCGGUUGAGCCAUAGACGACCGGCGUUGAGAGUCAGGUUCCGGAGCGAAGACGACAUUUUCGAGCAUACGACGCUUGAGAAAGAAGAGAAGGAAGAGGACGACGAGUGGGAGGAUAUAUCGGCAUCUUCCUCUGAGGAUGAAAGGCCUGUCAUGGUCGAGAUACCAAGACAUCAUGCACCGGCCGUGUCCUCCGAUCGAUGUGCCCUCGUGGUUUUUGUCGUUCUCAUAUCGAUACUGAUUGCGCAAGUAGUGCCGAUGGGCAAGAGCAGACUGUUGACAGCCGAAGCGGCUCCACCCAGGAACGCAUACUCGAAUCCAGAACGUGCACUGGACAAGCGGCAGGGCUACAAUCCUACGGACUGGUGCAAGAAAUGGAGCCAGCAGAGCGCCAUUGUCAACGGAACUCUGUUCUUGUACGGCGGCCGCAAGACGACAUCCUCGAGUCAGACCAGCAAUACCUGGAACAACGACUUCCUCACCAUCGACCUCACAAGAACGUGGCAGAUCUCUUCGCCGCAGAUGAACGCACUGCCACAACCGUCAGGCCCGCCACCGGUUGCAAAUGGCUACCUGUGGAAUUCGCACGAGUCACUCUACUUGUACGGGGGAGAGUUCUCGGAUGACCCGCAAGGCACGCCGACCGCGAACUCGCUCUGGGAGUAUGACAUCCAGUCGCAGAGAUGGGUCGAGCAUGACAAUCCCCAGACGUCUGCGGGGAAAAAUUCAGAACCCGCCGGCGAACCGAUCCAACGAGCUGCAGAGGGCGCAGGGUUCAGCUUGGCAAAUCUCGGUCGUGGAUGGUAUUUCGGUGGCCAUCUGGACUUCUUGACCACGCAGGGUUGGUCGAUCCAGACGCCGAGGAUCUACCUAAAGUCUUUCGUGGAGUUCACGUUUCCCGGUGUCAGAAACCCAGAGCUGUCAUCUGAGACCGCCGGCACCGAUGGCGAGUGGCGUAACAUGACGUCGGCUGGCAUUCAAGAUACGGCAGGGUUCACGCAACGAGCGGACGGAAUACUGGUCUACGUGCCUGGGUUUGGCGACGAAGGUAUACUGCUGAGCUUGGCAGGAGGAACAAACGAUACCUUUACGCAAAUGAACGAAAUAGACGUGUUCGACAUUGCUGGGUCGCAGUGGUACCGCCAGGCCACCAGCGGGACGACGCCAAAUAUUCGAGUAAAUCCGUGUGCGGUGGUGGCUGCUGCCGCGGACGGUUCUAGUUACAACAUCUACAUGUUCGGCGGGCAGAACCUCAUUCCGUACGGCAAUCAGACGCAGUACAACGACAUGUGGAUCCUGUCGGUGCCUUCGUUUACCUGGAUCCAAGUCAAUAUGGACGGCCAGUCGGUACCGUACGGUCGCUCCGGCCACACUUGCAACAUCUGGGACGGCCAAAUGGUCAUGGUGGGAGGCUACACUGGGCAGGAGAAUGCACUGACGUGCGAAACGCCUGGGAUUUACGUGUUCAACACCAGCUCGCUGCAGUGGACAAACCAGUUCACCGCUCUGAGUGCGGGGGCAAAGGACAACCCGUUUUCGCAGCAGGACACGCAGAAGGGCGCCGGUGCUGGCGCUGGGCUGGAGGGUAGUUACGACUACCAAGUCCCAGCCGUAGUACGGUCCGUCAUUGGGGGAAAUGGGAACGGUGGCGCGACCCUGACCACGCCCGCUAAUGCGGCGACUGCAGGACCGCUGGCCAGCGGGAAGCCGAUCACGUAUACGGUAUCCGGUGGCGGUUCGACCACGAUCGGAGGCGGUGCGGUCUCGGACAGCGCUUCUAACAAGGGUGCGGUGAUCGGUGCGAUCGUGGCGGGCGUUGUCGGUUUCAUUCUUCUACUUCUCGUCGUCUACUUCGCCAUCUGCGUCGUCAUCUAUCGAAAACAGCUCGCGCUGUACCGUCAGCACGUCGCGCUCAUGCAGCAGCAGCAAGCGGACAAGGAAGGAUCCGCCAACGCCUCGCUGUACACUUCAAAUUCACCUACCUGGUCGCGAAGACCGUACGCGGGGCAGCACGAGAGCUUGAUCGGGCCGUACCAUCGACCGUCGCACUCGCAGGACACGACGGGGACGGGAAGUCACCAGCUAACGAGCUCAAGUCCGAAUAGCAGCACGGAAGAUUUGAUGGAAGGUCUCCAGCCUAGCUUCUGGGGCUGGAAUGGUGUACUUCUCCACCCAAGGAGGAGCUUGCGAAUCGUGAAUCGCACAGAAGAGGGCCCUCAAAGAAGGGACAGUGAGUAAAAGCUGGCUGGGUUCGUCGAGCAUAUCUGUAAUCAUUGCACCAUGUUUCUGCUUACGUACAGUCCCUUGGGUUUGUUUUCUUUGGUGGCGCCGUUUCAAUGCCUGGUCGGAAGGAGAAAAAUAAGGGAAAAGCCUGUAACGCGGCCGUCUUUUGCUCUAAUUGUGAGGUAGAUGGGAGCUCGGGAAAGUCGGCAUUUGUUUCCAUUAUACCAUGUACAUAUAAUGGCUGAGAACACGUCCUCAUGCGUACUACGAACAUAGCGUAAUCCA